Messenger RNA from Octopus sinensis (East Asian common octopus), 980 nucleotides. Its product is annotated as protein PIF-like. The transcript has 8 exons. NCBI's taxonomy places the organism in Eukaryota, Metazoa, Mollusca, Cephalopoda, Octopoda, Octopodidae. The record is from RefSeq and is a predicted model, not a curated record. Bases 25 to 972 code for a protein of 315 amino acids.
GAUCUCAGAGAUCGUUGCAGAAACAUGCCAGAGGGAUCAGAACUCCGCGUGCCUGGCAAAUGUAGACAAUACUUGAGAUGUUACAACGGAAAAGCAGUAGAGAAAUGCUGCCAGUGGGGUUAUUCUUUUAAACCAGGAAGAGGAUGUCGCCGUGAUUAUCACUGUAAAGAAAAGUGUGAUUCACCACAUCCACAGCCAGACCCACAUGGUCUGCAAGAUCGUUGUAGACAUUUGCCAGACCAUUCGACGUUCCCAAUGGAAGGUAGAUGUAGAACGUACUGGAAGUGUUACAACAGAAAGCCGAGAGCGAGCUGCUGUUUAGAAGGUUAUUCGUUCCUAGAAGGGAAAGGAUGUCAACGAAAUUAUCUUUGUCGAGAAAGUUGCACACCAUCACCAGCAGGGGAUUGCCGCCCUGAAGCCUCAUAUGACUUCAAAAAGUCCUUAGAAGACCAGUCCGGCAACAAUGUGCAUGCCAAAUAUCAAAAUGUAAGACAAAGUCGCAGUGGGAAAAUAAAAUUUACCGGUUCUAGUAGAAUAACCAUCCAACAUUUUGCUGGUCAAAGUUUCGGUACUCACUUGUUCAUUGCACUGAAAUUCAAAAAAUAUAGAUAUGGACCUUGGAAACAAGUGCUUCUUACAAAUUGUGCGUGUUGUACGUCUCAGAGACCGUCCAUAAAAAUUAUUGUUACUCAACGGCGUAUAAAAAUGAAACUUGUAACAAGCGAUGGAAGAAGAGAGAAACUAAAGUUUAGACUGCUUCGCAGGAAAGUCCGCCUGACUCUACAGUAUGAUGGAAAUACCUUUGCGGGUACAGUAAAUAACCAAAAGAAAAGUACCCAGCUUAUAGGUAGUGUUGCUAAUACACAUUCCCCGCUUGUAAUUGGAGGUUGUCAUGAUGAUUCAUUUGUUGGAAAGUUGUAUUAUCUCUAUAUCUACAAGUGUCUUCCGAGUGAUCGUCGUCACCCACAAUAAAAAAAAAG